CGCAAAUAAGUGGACGCUGAAAGCAAGAAUGGAGAAGAAAGUUCUAAAUCAAAAAGAAUAUUUGAAGAAGUAUUUGUCUUCGGGAGAUGGUGACGAUAAGAAAAAGAAGAAGAAGAAGAAGACGAAAGUGGGUGCGAAAACGUUAUAUUGAUUGUUUCGCACAUCCUCCUGGAAUUUUACAUUGAAAUAUUUUAAAACCUUUGUACCACGAAUUGCAAAACGAAGCAAUUUAUUUGUUACUCUUUCCUUGAUUCUGUGAUAUAAUUAUCCUGAAGACCGAUAAUCGACUCGAACAAUUUUAGAAAAUAGUAAAUAAUCUACGAAGAUUGUUGUCCGUUUCUUCACACAAAUUUUGAGAUGUGUUUUCCAGAGUAAAGAUCAUUGAUGAUGACAUAGACCUGAAGAAUAUGAGACCAAUCGAUGAGAGUGAAUUUGAUAUUUUCAUCUCUGCCGAGGAUGCACCUCAAAUUGCUGGUAUAGUGGAUGAACGAGGACCAGUUGAUUUUGGAGAUAAAAGAAGAUGGAAAAUUGUAGCUGAUAACGAAGAUGGAGACCUAACUAUUACCAGCCAAGAUCAAAAAAAUAAACAAUCUAAGAAAGUAAGAAAUAACUCUGACGAUGAUUCAACUCUGCUUAAAAAACAAAAGAAAUACUUGGAAGAUGAUUUGUCUCCACCAAGAAUGUCCAAAUCUGAACGAAAGAAAAAGAAUAGAGCAUGUGUAGAAGAAGAUGGCGAAGGAAACAGUGACUUCAGCCCACCUAGAAGAAAAUCUAAAAAGCAUACUAAUUCCAAACAUAAAGUUUCACAGAAUGUUAGUGAUAGUGACAGUAAUUCAGAACCUGAUAUUCUAUCCAAUAAAAUGAGAAAGAAAACAAAAAGAAGAGGUAAAUCAUCUGAAUCAGAUUUGAGUCCACCCAGACAAUCUAAAAUUUAUGACUCAGAUUUAAGUCCGCCUAGAAAAAGUAAACAUGUAUCUCAGAAAAAUAUAAAACACAUGAGUAACAGUGAUUCGGAUAUGAGUCCUCCUCGAAAAAGUAGGAAAGAUUCUGAUUCUGAGUUGAGUCCACCAAGAAGUAAAAAAAGUAAAAAUUAUGAUUCAGAUUUAAGCCCACCAAGAAGAAGUAAAAAACACGAAUAUGAUAAAAGAAAUUCAAAACAAAGGAAAGAUUCCGAUUCAGAUUUAAGUCCACCAAGAAGACAUGAGAAACAUAUAAACUCGCACUCAAAUUCUAAUAGGAAUGACAAAAACAAUGAUUCCGAUCUUAGUCCACCUAGGCAAAGUAAAAAGCACAAAAGUUCAUAUUUCGACUCUAAAAAGAAUAGAUACAAUGACUUAAGUCCAGCCAGGCAACACAAAUACAGAGUCUCGCAUGCAAAUUCAUAUAAAGAAAGCAGAACUUUUAAACAUUCUGAGAAGAGUUCUAGGACAGCCAGAAGGUAUGAUGGAGAUACUAGUCCACCUCGCAGAAAGAACAGAGAAUUAGACAGAAGUCGGAGUAGUUCUAAGGAAGAUGCGAGAGACUCUUUUAAGUCUAAGAAGAACAAAUGGAACGAUAAGUACGACUCGAAACAUCAGUCGCACGGGGAAAGCUCUCACAGAAAGGAGAAGUAUGUAACAGAUGGCUAUGAUGGCAAGAAAUUAAAAUCAAAAUAUAGAGAUGAUACAGAAGAUAGUGGAAAUCGAAUGAAGAAAACAUUAGAUGGAAAAAAAGCUGGACUACAAGAUGCAAGGUCAUUGCGAGAGGAAACGGAGGCGUAUAAGAAACGAGAAGCUGAACACUUCAGCAAGCUCAGCAAAGAAGUUACCGGAAUUGGUCAAGCUACGAUUGUACGAGAUACUAAAACUGGUAGAAAACGUAAUUUAGAAGCAGAAGCAGCCGAGAAACGUGAAAAACAAAAACGGCAAGCAGAAUUGGACGAAAAAUAUGCUAAAUGGGGUAAAGGGUUAAAACAAGUAGAGGAUCGCGAGGAAAAAUUAAAAGACGAUCUAUAUGAAAUGAGUAAACCAUUAGCAAGAUAUGCAGAUGAUGCCGACUUAGAUAGGACACUUAGAGAACAAGAAAGAGAAGGUGAUCCCAUGCUGGAAUACAUCAAGCAAAAGCAGAUUAAAGAAGGAAAGAGAAAACCAGAUGGACCAAAAUACGAAGGAUCGUUUAUGCCAAAUCGGUUUGGUAUUAAACCCGGUCAUCGGUGGGAUGGGGUCGACAGAAGUAAUGGAUAUGAAAAACGAUGGUUCGAAACACAAAACGCGAUGGUAGCUCGCCAGGAAGAAGCUUACAAAUGGAGUACUUCCGACAUGUGAAAUGUCCAUGUUCUCUAUUCUCUACAGGUUGUACUCAUGGUGAAAUGAUUAACGAUAUACUUUUAUCGUUGACUACAACCUUGUAUUAGACAAUGUUAAAUGCAAUUUUGAUUAUCCAUACUAAAUAAAUGCACUUUUAAAUAUGUUA
Molecule: messenger RNA, 2451 nt
Organism: Hylaeus volcanicus
Lineage: Eukaryota; Metazoa; Arthropoda; Insecta; Hymenoptera; Colletidae
Product: BUD13 homolog
Exons: 5
Coding region: 408-2303 (631 amino acids)
Biological process (GO): mRNA splicing, via spliceosome
Cellular component (GO): RES complex; U2-type spliceosomal complex
Molecular function (GO): RNA binding
Source: RefSeq, a predicted model, not a curated record